This is a messenger RNA of Vigna unguiculata (cowpea), 2304 nucleotides long. Its product is annotated as WD40 repeat-containing protein HOS15-like. Gene Ontology annotation, molecular function: protein binding; transcription corepressor activity. NCBI's taxonomy places the organism in Eukaryota, Viridiplantae, Streptophyta, Magnoliopsida, Fabales, Fabaceae. Gene Ontology annotation, cellular component: histone deacetylase complex. Gene Ontology annotation, biological process: regulation of transcription by RNA polymerase II. The record is from RefSeq and is a predicted model, not a curated record.
AGGAGUAGAAGAAACGGAAAAGCUGUGUAAAGUAACAGAGGCAGACGGAAGGAAGGGAAGCUCUGAACCCCGUGAGCUGAGCGUGACUGUUGCAGUUUAUAAUCCGUUCCUCUGCUACCCCUUACCAUAACAUAACCGUUCACCUUCACAUUCACCUUCAUUUUCAAUUCACAGCUUAAUUUUCCUCCUCAUUCUCUCUCUUCAGCUACUGUUACAGGACUCAUGCUCGUGUAGGGGAGAAGAUGGCUUCAAUCUCCGCCGCCGAACUCAACUUUCUAGUUUUUCGUUAUCUUCAAGAAUCAGGUUUCACGCAUGCUGCUUUUACUUUUGGUUAUGAAGCUGGUAUCAACAAAUGCCCCAUUGACGGAAAUUUGGUGCCACAAGGUGCUCUUGUUACAUUCGUUCAGAAGGGUUUACAGUACUUUGAGAUGGAAGCCAACUUGAGUAAUUGUGAUGCAGACCUGGAAGAAGAUUUUUCGUUCUUACAACCUUUGGAUAUUAUCACAAAAGAUGUGCAUGAACUUAGGCAAAUAAUAAGUGAACGAAGGAAAAAACUACAGAAGGAAAGAAAGAAAGAAAUUGAGAAGGAACAUGAAGGAGAACGUGUACGGGCAAGAGAAAAGGAAAGACGUGAAAGAGAAAAAGAAGUUGAAAAGGAUAGACGUGAAAGGGAGAAGGAAGUUGAAAGGGAUAGACGUGAAAGGGAGAAAGAACUUGAAAAGGAGAGGCGUGAAAAGGAGAAAGAAGUUGAGAAGGAAAGACGUGAAAGAGAGAAAGAAGUUGAGAGGGAGAGACGUGAAAGAGAGAAAGAACUUCAAAAGGAUAGGGAGAAGGUAGAAACUGAUAAAGAACGAGAACAACAACAUGGAGAUCAGAAUGUUAGAGACAUGGUUAUAGAUCAUGAAGAUAGGGUCCCUGUAAAACAUGAAGAGAAUGGAGCAGUUGGAGGGCCAGAACCAAUGGACAUCUCUACAACAUCAACAUCUCAGCUAUGUGAAAUUCCCAGUUCAUGUGUAACAAUUUUGGAAGGUCAUACAUCAGAGGUGUGCGCUUGUGCAUGGAGCCCUACAGGAUCUCUUCUUGCAUCAGGAUCUGGGGAUUCAACAGCUCGUAUUUGGACAAUAGCAGAAGGGAGAUGUAAGCCUGGUUCACAUAAUGGCCCUUUGAGCGUGUUGGUGUUGAAGCAUGUUAGGGGUAAAACAAAUGAAAAAAGUAAAGAUGUUACUACACUUGACUGGAAUGGGGAGGGGACACUUCUUGCAACUGGUUCAUAUGACGGGCAAGCAAGAAUUUGGACUACUAAUGGUGAACUGAAGAGUACAUUAAGCAAACACAAGGGACCAAUAUUCUCCCUGAAGUGGAAUAAGAAAGGCGAUUAUCUCCUCACUGGAAGUUGUGAUCAAACUGCAAUUGUGUGGGAUGUGAAAGCAGAGGAAUGGAAACAACAAUUUGAAUUUCAUUCAGGUCCCACACUAGAUGUUGAUUGGCGCAACAAUGUGUCUUUUGCCACUAGUUCCACCGACAAUAUGAUAUAUGUAUGCAAAAUUGGUGAAACCCGCCCUAUAAAGACUUUUGCUGGACAUCAGGGUGAAGUUAAUUGUGUCAAAUGGGAUCCCACUGGUUCAUUGCUGGCCUCAUGUUCUGAUGAUAUCACAGCAAAGAUAUGGAGUAUGAAGCAGGAUACAUAUCUUCAUGACUUGAGAGAGCAUUCCAAGGAGAUAUAUACCAUCCGAUGGAGCCCCACUGGUCCUGGUACAAAUAAUCCUAAUCAUAAACUGGUGUUGGCCAGUGCUUCAUUUGACUCAACUGUAAAGCUGUGGGAUGUAGAACUCGGGAAACUCAUCUACAGCUUGGAUGGACAUAGGCAUCCCGUAUAUUCUGUUGCUUUUAGUCCCAAUGGUGAGUAUUUAGUUAGCGGGUCUCUUGACCGAUCUAUGCACAUAUGGUCAUUGAAGGAAGGCAAGAUUGUGAAGACAUACACGGGCAAUGGAGGCAUUUUUGAGGUCUGUUGGAAUAAGGAGGGGGAUAAGAUUGCUGCAUGUUUUGCUAAUAAUACAGUUUGUGUUUUGGAUUUCAGAAUGUAAUAUCUGUGAAGGCUUAGUAAAUUAAAUUCUUUCUUUUCCACCCUUGAGAUGAGAUCGGUGGAAGUGUAUUUUGGGUGGGUUAGGUUGCCCAUUUUAACCAUAGUUGUAGGUAUAACUCAUUGUUCGUGGAUCCUGUUGUAAUUUGCUAUACCUUAAGUGAAAAGUAGUUUGUAGGAGUGUAUUCUUAAUAAGCAAAAUGUAUAGAUCUAGUUGGACAACA